Molecule: messenger RNA, 3057 nt
Organism: Aspergillus homomorphus CBS 101889
Lineage: Eukaryota; Fungi; Ascomycota; Eurotiomycetes; Eurotiales; Aspergillaceae
Product: ribonucleotide-diphosphate reductase subunit RNR1
Exons: 4
Coding region: 231-2825 (864 amino acids)
Biological process (GO): DNA replication; deoxyribonucleotide biosynthetic process
Cellular component (GO): ribonucleoside-diphosphate reductase complex
Molecular function (GO): ATP binding; ribonucleoside-diphosphate reductase activity, thioredoxin disulfide as acceptor
Source: RefSeq, a predicted model, not a curated record
AUAUCUACCACACUCGCUGCCCCUCCGUCUUUUUCUUUCUUCUCAUCCUCAGCCUCAGCUCCUGUCUUCAGGACUAUCUUUUUUGAUUUCCUACUCACGAAACCUCUCAUUUUCACGCCUCUCGAUUUACUCUUCACUUCCUCUCUUCUUUCUGUACUUCUAUCUCCUUAUACCCCUUCUGCCAUAAUUCUCCAUCCAAAGCAUUCCCCAGCCACUCCCUACUAUUGAAGAUGUUUGUCUACAAGAGAGACGGACGCAAAGAACGCGUGCAGUUCGACAAGAUCACCGCUCGUGUGUCGAGGCUUUGUUAUGGACUCGAUCCUGAGCAUGUCGAUGCCGCUGCUAUCACCCAGAAGGUCAUCUCUGGUGUCUACCAGGGUGUCACCACCGUUGAACUCGAUAACCUGGCCGCCGAGACUGCCGCGUACAUGACCGUCACACACCCCGAUUACGCCAUCCUCGCCGCUCGUAUAGCCGUUUCCAACCUUCACAAGCAAACCAAGAAGCAGUUCUCCUUGGUCAUCUCCGACCUCUAUCACUAUGUCAACCCCAAGAACAACAACCCCGCACCUAUGAUUUCUAAGGAGACGUACGAGUUAGUCAUGAAGCACGCCGAUGAACUCAACUCGGCCAUUGUCUAUGACCGCGACUUCAACUACAACUUCUUUGGUUUCAAGACUCUUGAACGCUCAUAUCUCCUGCGAAUCAAUGGAAAGGUUGCAGAGCGUCCUCAGCACCUGUUGAUGCGUGUCUCCGUUGGUAUUCACGGCAACGAUAUCGAGAAGGCUAUUGAGACCUACCAUCUCAUGUCUCAGAAGUACUUCACUCACGCCUCCCCGACUUUGUUCAAUGCUGGAACCCCCCAGCCUCAACUUGCCUCCUGCUUCCUCGUCGACAUGAAGGAGGACAGUAUUGAUGGUAUCUAUGACACGCUCAAGACCUGCGCCAUGAUCUCCAAGACUGCUGGUGGUAUUGGUCUGAACGUUCAUCGAAUUCGUGCCACAGGUUCUUACAUUGGCGGAACUAACGGUACCUCCAAUGGUCUGGUGCCCAUGCUGCGGGUCUUCAACAACACUGCCAGAUAUGUCGACCAGGGAGGUAACAAGCGCCCUGGUGCUUUUGCCAUCUACCUGGAACCCUGGCACUCGGAUGUCUUCGAGUUCCUGGACCUUCGCAAGAACCACGGUAAGGAGGAGGUCAGAGCUCGUGAUCUGUUCUACGCUCUGUGGACUCCCGAUCUGUUCAUGAAGCGUGUUGAGUCGAACGGCGACUGGACUUUAUUCUGCCCUAACGAAGCUCCCGGAUUGGCCGAUGUCUACGGUGACGAGUUCGAUGCUCUCUAUGAGAAGUACGAGAAGGAAGGUCGCGGCCGCAGAACUAUCAAAGCGCAGAAGCUCUGGUAUGCUAUUUUGGAGGCGCAGACUGAGACUGGCAACCCUUUCAUGCUGUACAAGGAUGCUUGCAACAAGAAGAGCAACCAGAAGAACUUGGGAACCAUCCGCAGCUCCAACCUGUGCACGGAAAUCAUUCAAUACAGUGCUCCUGAUGAGGUUGCUGUUUGCAACCUGGCUUCCCUUGCUCUUCCCACAUUUGUGGAUGCCGCUCGCGGCGAAUACGACUUCGGCAAGCUCCACGAGGUCGUGCAGGUCUUGGUCCGCAACUUGAACAAGAUUAUUGACAUCAACUACUAUCCUGUCCCCGAGGCCAAGAAGAGCAACUUCCGUCACCGCCCCAUUGCUGUUGGUGUGAACGGUUUGGCUGAUGCUUUCCUCGCCCUGCGUCUGCCCUUUGACUCGGCCGAGGCUAGACAGCUCAAUAUUCAAAUCUUCGAAACCAUUUACCACGGUGCUCUGACAGCCUCCUCUGACUUGGCCAAGCAGUACGGUCCCUAUGAGACUUACGAGGGUUCUCCCGUUUCUCAGGGUAUCCUUCAGUACGACAUGUGGGACCGCACUCCCACCGAUCUUUGGGAUUGGGAUGCUCUCAAGGCCAAGAUUGCUCAGACUGGUGUCCGCAACAGUUUGUUGGUUGCUCCCAUGCCUACUGCUAGCACCAGUCAGAUCUUAGGCUUCAAUGAGUGCUUCGAGCCAUAUACUUCGAACAUCUACUCCCGUCGUGUCCUGGCCGGUGAGUUCCAGGUUGUUAACCCCUGGUUGCUCAAGGACUUGGUUGACCUCGGCUUGUGGUCUGAUAACAUGAAGAACCGCAUCAUCGCUGAGGGUGGUUCUGUCCAGAACAUCCCCAACAUUCCCGCUGAUAUCAAGGCCCUCUACAAGACUGUUUGGGAAAUCUCUCAGCGCAACAUCCUUCAGAUGGCUGCCGACCGUGGUGCCUUCAUUGACCAGUCUCAGUCUUUGAACAUUCACUUGAAGGAGCCCACCAUGGGCAAGAUCACCAGUAUGCACUUCGCCGGUUGGAAGAUGGGUCUCAAGACUGGUAUGUACUACCUGCGCACGAUGGCAGCUUCGGCCCCUAUCCAGUUUACGGUGGAUCAGGAGCAGCUCAAGGUUGAGGAUACCAACGUUGCUCGUGCCAAUGCUUCCUACAAAAAGCGCGCUACCGGUGUUGCCUCUUCCACGUACUCCGCUGUGCCUCGUGGUCAGAGCCAAGUCAAUGGACGCAGCGAAGAUGACUCCAACAUUGCUGAUAGCCCUCGUGCUCUCGCCGCUGAUGCUGCCUCGCGUGGCAACGACGGUGAGGCUGAAGGCCCUCAGGAAGAGGAUUCCGAAAAGACGAGCGAGGAGCGCGAGAAUGACAUUUACUCCCAGGCGGUGCUUCAGUGCAGCAUCGAAAACAAGGAGGCUUGCAUCAUGUGCCAGGGUUGAAGCAAAUUAACAAUGAGGGGUAUAAUUCGGUCGGCGUCUUGAUUUGGGAAUUUCGUGUGUAAUUAUAUUACGAGUUUGAUGGAUAUGGCUUCUUAUUUCUUUUCAAUUUUCUGGGCUCUUCAAGUGUAUUCACCGGCUUCUGUUGUUUUCUUCUUCACGUUCGAUAUUGAUGUUGAUGGCUUAUGGCGAUGAUCUUGAUAUACAUAGAUAGCAAUUAACUACUAUUCAGAAU